AUGAAAAACCCGGCGGACUGCUCCGUUGUGCCCAUCGGGCGAAUUCCAAUGGACAGUGCCUUCAAUGGCCAUCCCCGUCGGCGAGCUCACCACGGAGGAGCGAAGCUAAGUUCAAAAGGUGAAGAAAGGAAAAAACCUUCCCUCAAAGACAUAUUUGGCCUCACACCGCUGGACAUAUUUGGAAAGCCUUCAACUGAUGACGCGCCCGGCCCGGUAAAGCUGCUUCAGAACCUAGUCGGCACAACCACUGGCUCAAGUUCUCGCGAGCAGAGAGCUAAUCCUCCAGAAAUCCAAGAGCCUCAAGCUCAAAAUGCAGCUAACGAGCCCUAUCGGCCCCAAGGUAGCGGGCUAAUGCCACCAGUGGCGCAUCCGAAGCCGCAAGUGCCGCAGAUAGACACAAGGACCAACCUUGAGAAGUAUCUCGGCAUGAAAAUGCGGGAGUCCAGGGGUCACAUGCCGAUGUAUCCAAUGGUUGGUUUAGUUCCUCCUGUGUAUCAACAAAAUGCCUACUUCGGUCAGAUGCAGAUGCAGCCAAAUGCAGGACCUCAAUUCGCCUACCAGCCGCAGUUUGCAAGCCCAGCCCCUCCCGUAGAAGGCUUUCCCGAGAGCUGGGAAGGCCACGGAAUGGCCGCUGGCUACAUUCCUCCGUGCCACUUCGAGAAUCCGGCGGGUUAUCCGCAGCAAAUGACGCCCGCGGAGAAUCCGGCGGGUUAUCCGCAGCAAAUGACGCCCGCGGCGUACUCGCAAGCUCAUUCAGCCCCGCACAGUCGCAGCGCUUCUGAACAGAACUACAUUCCAGAAGCUUUACAAUUCGAUUCCCCUCCAGCGUGGUUUCAACACAAGUCCUACAUGCCGCAGGUGCCGCAGUUCAGCCACAUGACGGCCCCCGUUCCCGGGGCCCCCUUCCACCCCGGCUUCAGCUACGCCACAGACUUCAAGUACUACUACAACUAUUACCCUGCAGAGGACUACGCAGGCGAGAUCGACGGAGGCGACGCAGCGGCGCAGGAGGAGGCGGUGGCUCGCGAGCAGCAGCGCGCCGAGGAAAUCGCCGGCCAGCAGGCCGACGAGCCGCAGACCAUCAAGCCGAUCAUCACUUCCAAGAGGCGCCUGGAAUCAGGAAAAGCAGUUCCACUUUAA
Eimeria tenella is the source of this 1140-nucleotide messenger RNA. RefSeq lists its product as uncharacterized. The record is from RefSeq and is a predicted model, not a curated record. The transcript has a single exon. The coding region runs from base 1 to 1140 and encodes 379 amino acids. Lineage: Eukaryota; Apicomplexa; Conoidasida; Eucoccidiorida; Eimeriidae.